This is a messenger RNA of Micropterus dolomieu (smallmouth bass), 5063 nucleotides long. It is a transcript of the gene ppp1r16b, whose product is annotated as protein phosphatase 1, regulatory subunit 16B. Gene Ontology annotation, molecular function: enzyme inhibitor activity; protein binding; protein phosphatase regulator activity. Bases 317 to 1981 code for a protein of 554 amino acids. Gene Ontology annotation, biological process: establishment of endothelial barrier; regulation of sprouting angiogenesis. Gene Ontology annotation, cellular component: cytoplasm. The transcript has 11 exons. The record is from RefSeq and is a predicted model, not a curated record. NCBI's taxonomy places the organism in Eukaryota, Metazoa, Chordata, Actinopteri, Centrarchiformes, Centrarchidae.
GAGAGAGAGAGAGAGAGGGACUCUGCAGACACCCUCGCACUCAGUAAGCUUUUCUCAGCAGCCCUAGUGUCUUUACUAACGGGACAAGUUUAAACCAUCAGGAUAUCACCGCCGGUUCUCAGCUUUUCUCUCGCCUCCAUGUGAACACCACGAACCCCAGACUCAGGACGCUGCUGCCAAAAGCAUGACGAUGAUGGUGAUGGGAGGAGGCCACGGCCGAAGGUGCAGCCCUCGCUAGAAUCAUACUUCGUCUCCCAACUUCACCCCUCCGCUGUCAUCCACUACUGCCACCCCACCCCACCCCACCCCCUGCGUCAUGGCCAACCACCUGGAGCUGAUCCAGGAGCUGCAGCAGCUGGACAAAGUGCCCAGUUUGGAGAGGCUGCGGGCGGCCCAGAAGCGGCGUACCCAGCAGCUGAAGAGAUGGGCUGUGUACGAGAAGGAGAUGCAAAACAAGAAGCGAAAGGCUGACAAGAAGGCACGCAAUGCCAACAACCUCCAGCAAGAGUCCAAGAGGCAUGUGUCCUUUGCCGCCAGCGUGGCACUUCUGGAGGCCUCGGCCAGGAAUGAUCCAGAUGAAGUACGUUACCUGCUGAAGAAUAACGUGAGUCCAGACCUCUGCAAUGAAGACGGUCUCACCGCCCUACAUCAGUGUUGUAUAGAUAACUAUGAGGAGAUGGUGAAGAUCCUGCUGGACCGAGGAGCCAGCGUCAACGCUCAGGACAACGAGCUGUGGACGCCGCUGCACGCUGCUGCUACAUGUGGCCACGCAGGACUGGUCAAGAUACUCAUAGCACACGGUGCAGAUUUGCUGGCGGUCAACUCUGAUGGGAACAUGCCCUAUGACCUGUGUGAAGACGACCCAACACUGGACAUCAUUGAGACGGCUAUGGCCAACAGAGGCAUCACCCAGGAGAUGAUCAACGAGACACGAGCGUCUACAGAGAGGAGGAUGCUGGGAGACAUCCAGGAACUGCUGAGACAGGGAGAGGAGGUCAACCAACAGGACUCUCAGGGAGCCACUCUGCUCCACAUCACAGCAGCAAAUGGCUACGUGCAGGCUGCAGAGCUGCUGCUGGAGGGGGGAGCUCGCAUGGACCUGAGAGAUUCAGAUGGAUGGCAGCCCCUUCAUGCUGCAGCGUGCUGGGGUCAGAUGCAUGUGGCAGAGCUGUUGGUGUCUCAUGGAGCCAGUCUCAACGCCAAGACCUUCCUAGAGGAGACCCCCAUUGAUUUGUGUGAGGAUGAGGAGUUCAGAGCCAUCCUGCUGGACCUCAAACACAAACACGACAUCAUCAUGAAGUCACAGCUCAAGCACAAGACCUCACUGUGUAGGCGAACAUCCAGUGCAGGCAGUCGUGGAAAAGUGGUGCGGCGAGCCAGCUUGUCGGACAGACACAACUUGUGCCGUAAAGAAUACGAGACGGAAGCCAUCGUGUGGAGGGGUGGGAGGGAGGAGGAGGAUGAAAAGGAGAAAGAGUCCGAUCAGGAGAAUAACCAGGUGGUUAAUGUCAAGCCAGUCAUAGCUGUGGAGCUGCCAGACAAGCCCAAGCUGCCAACCAUCCUCAAAGAUGGCAACAGCAAACAGAACGGCCUCAUCUCUACGAUGACGUCCAUGCCGCCGCAACCGCCCUCCAAUGGCAACACGCCAUCGUCUGACAAGGGUGGGGUCAUCACCACCCAGCCCACCCAGGAGGAAGCCUUGCCGCGAGAGCGCGCUCAGACACUGUCUGAGCUAAAGAAACAGAGGGCCGCCGCCAAACUGUUGAAUCACCCCCUGUUUAACGGUCACCUAGGUAAUGGCUCCACAGACUCCUUCUCUGAUGCCAAAACCAACUCAGAGGACCCCCGCAUGCCGCUGGUCUCCUCCAAUGGCAGCGCGGUUUACUACACACCAGCCAGCGGCGACCCGCCCCUGCUCAAACUGAAACAGCCAAUAGAGGAAGAGCAGCCGAAGGCGCAGACCUGCUGCUGCGUGUCAUAGCUCCAUGGUCAUGUGACUGUUGACGGAACAGGAAGUAUUUGCACAGAAAGGAGGGAAGGAAGGGAGGAAGGAAAGAAGGAAAGAGUGAGUGUUGCUGUCUUUUAAAGUCCUUUUCCUCCCCUCCUUUAAACUUCGUCCAGAGAAGACAGUUGGCCUGAAGAAGGUUUAGCAACUUCUCCUUGUACCUCCCUGCCAUGUGAUGCCCUGCUACAGUUGAAGAGACACCAUCCCCAAAUUCAGACAUUUUUCAAGUGUAGCAGAGAAUGGGAAAGGAACUGAGCAAUGCCACUUUUUUCCUCUAGACGUCGCUUGGAUUAAAAUUCCUUUUCAAAAAUGGAGUCUCUCUACAAGACAUGCCAAAAGGGAUAGAAAGAGUGCAAGAAGCUGUUACUCUGGCCCUGCUGUCCCUGCCCACCUUUAAGAAAAGUGUGGGCAGUUUUUUUAAGCUUUUCACCUGGAAAGGUUUAAAAAAAUUUAAUCAGAAAAGAUCUCAAGGUACAAGUGCAUGUUCUGCCCUCAGAGAUAAAUAUGAAAGACUUUUUUUUUUUUUUUUUAUCUUGCACAUGGAUGGUUACCAUGUAAUUAAACAUUUCUUCAGGAUGAGCUCACAUAUGUUGUCAUAUUCUUGUCAUUUUCAAAUGUGCAGGAAGGGCAGCACAGAGCGUUCCAGAUGUGUUGUACUACAACAUAUCAGAAAUAGCUAAACGUAGCAAAAAGACCUGUGACUUCUCUUUUGAAGUAUCUAUCACGUUAAAAUGCUGCCUGCAUAUGUAAAAAGGGAAGGAAUGCCAUAAAACAGUGUUAAAAUAUUCAGGAAGUGUAUUUCUACAGCGAGUGAUAACAGGAAAGAGCAGAGUGUUUUGUAAUAUUCUGUCAAACUAUACUUCACCUCACCGUCCUCUCAUAUCAAACCUGAACUGACAGGUCACGCUCUGUUUUAUGCAUAAUCCACUUUGUGCUCGCUCGUUUAGAUAAUUUAAGCAAACAUGGUUGAAAAUUACUGUACAUUUCUUUAUUUAUGAAAUUUAUGUAAUGUGUAAAAAAAAAAAAAAAAAGAAAAAAAAAAGUUGAGUGUAUUUAUUAUUUGGAUGGUGUGUGGAGAGUGAAUGCAAUGCAAGAUGAGCUGGGGAGUCUUCCAGCAAAGCACCUUCUGACAAGGAAAAUCAAACUGAUAAAGUGAAGGGUUACUGUCUGCUAUAUGUAUGUUAUUAAUAUCACACAAGCAGGCCAUCCUAUUGGGAUGGAUUUCAUAUUUGUGUCACUACAAAUAACAGUGUUAUUUGUUUAUGGGUUUCUUUGUAGUUUUUUUUCUGGUGGCCAUUGUGUGGCUUUAUCUCCCAGUCAUUGUAGUUGUCUAACAGAAACUGUAAAUGUUAUGUAAUGAAUAACUGUACGUAUAAUAUGAGUUUACUGAAGAUACACAUGGACUCUGCUUGCCUGAUUUAAAAAAAAAAAAAAAAAAACAUUAAUCUCCACAUUUGGUAUGGAGUGAGCUCACACCAUCGUGUCAGGUGUCCUCAUAACAAAAUAUAAACGUUGCAGCCAAAAACCAAGUACUAGAAGUAGUUUCUCUGCUCUGUCUGACAUUUUGGGAAAUGUAUGCUUAUUAGCAGCAACAACUGUAGCGACAGUUUACCCACAACUUGGCUAACGUUAGUUCCAUUACUUGCUGUGUCGUUGUUUGUUCUAUAUCAUGGUAUUUGUCAUGUUUUCUAUAUCAUGUUUGUAUUGCAUUUCUACAGAAUCGCUUACCCCACCUUUAAUAUAUAGCUGGAGCUAGCAGCUGGUUAUCUUAGCAUAAAGAAAGCAAAACGGGAGAAACAGCUAGUGAAAUGGAAUACAGCCAUCAUUCAUGUUAUAAAUUACAUCUGUGCUUUGACAUGUCGUUGUGGAUUUUGCUUUACAGGUGCAUCUUUUGAAAAACCUUUUUACUGUGCUAUGCUAGCUGUUUACAGUUUUUAUGCUAAGCUAACUGGCUGCUAGCUCCAGCUUCAUAUUUAACAGACAGAUAUGAGAGGGGUAUCAAUCUGCUCAGCAAAAACGCUAAUAAGCAUAUUUCCCAAAAUGUUGACUUACUCCUUUUUAUCUAAUAACAGCUCUUCUAAUCUCCUUGUGAUUGCCAAAAAGUCUUCCAUGAUUUAAACUACUUAUAAGGACAUUUAAAAACUUUGAAGGAAGGCUUUCUUGCCACUAUAGAGAUUUCUCUGAUGACCAGCCCCUUUAAAUGUGUGAUUAACCACAAUGCCACUACCACUUUAUCCCCACUAUCUACUGUACAUUGUCAAAUAUUUGUACAGAUGUGUUUGUAAAUAUGUUUGUAUUAGUAUCCCCUUAUCUGUUCCCAUGAACUGCAUUUACAUGUCUGUGUUGUUACUGUUGAGGAAGUUGUAGGAAAAAUCAAUUACCCACAUUGAUGAACAGUGUUAGCAGACAUUUGGUUGUCAAAGGGGAAACUGAGUCUAUGUAGACCCCCUUAGUAGUCCAGAAGUUUAAAAUCUAUCUGUGAAGUUGAGUGCACCCAGGUAUCUUCAUCAUGCAUAAUGUUUACUCCCUGGUGACCAGCGUCUGCGGUUGAUUUCUUUAUUUUGUGUUUUUAUUUUCUAAUUUUCAGCAGAUGUCACUGGAAACAGUUUGGAUUGUAAACUCAGUUUGAGGAAGUGCAAAUUAAGUCAUUCAAAGAGACAGCUCUACCCCCUAUUUUUGGUUCCUUAAUUUUUUCAAGAAUUGUCCAAGGAGGUGACAUCAUCUUGUUAUGAGUCGGCUAUAUUUCAUUGAAGUUACUCCAGCUCACAUCUGUCCAAGUGCUACAAUCACUUCAAUUUGAAUUUCAGUUCUGCCUUCUUAUUAAUGAAAUCCAAUAACACUGAAAUGUGAUUUUAAACUGCAACCUGGUCAGUAUUAGCCAGAAAAGUACCCGGUGUUCUCAUGGUAUUUAAAGAUCAAAGCUUGUGUUUGUCUGCAAGCCUUGUUGUCUAUAAGGAUAAGAUUAUAAAGAUGAAAAACUACUGAUUUUGUAAUUACUGUAAUAUAUUGAUGGUUGCAUUAACAUAUUUUGAAUAAAUUGUAUAUUUUGAGAAUUUUA